Messenger RNA from Ochlerotatus camptorhynchus, 6386 nucleotides. Its product is annotated as serine-rich adhesin for platelets-like. The record is from RefSeq and is a predicted model, not a curated record. The transcript has 8 exons. NCBI's taxonomy places the organism in Eukaryota, Metazoa, Arthropoda, Insecta, Diptera, Culicidae. The coding region runs from base 2104 to 6378 and encodes 1424 amino acids.
UGAUUUAAAUUCAUUACUCUCUUGGCAACCCUUCCAGGGAGAUCCCUACGACGAUCGAUCACGAUCGGUACCGUUGUAAGGUACUCACUCUCCGUCUCCGUCUCUCUCUUCCACGUCUCAAACGCCAAUUUUUUUUUAUUUCUUCCACCAUUCUCCUUGAUGCAGUCAGUGGAUGGUAGGCGGUUGACUAACUGACUUUUUUUCAGACACCCCAAGCCGACGGACUAUCGACUAAACAAACUCAUAAAAUCACCCAGCGACUCUCAGCGACGAGGUGACUGACUAUACCCCCCUUCAAUCCAAUUCAACCUGCUGCGUGGGGUGCACUCACUCUCUCACUCUCCCGCUCCGUUGUUUUGGGGUGGUUUUGUUUUCGGUGAGAGGCUCCCGCUCUUCGUCAUCGCCCUGGUCCGGGAGGUGACUCACCGACAGACGGUCGUUGGUUGCCAGUUGAGCAAUACGCGUGUGUCGAGAGUCCGUGAGUCCGUGUGCGCUGCUUCGUGUCCCCCUCAUCAUACAUUAUUGUGACGUCCGCCGACGUCGUCUCGAUUCGCUGGACGGUUGGUGAUCACCGAUCGCCGUGCCUUAUCACAUCCCAUUGCUUGACAAUAGCUCGGCGGGAAUCGUCCAGAAGCAGACGACGAAGAAGAAGUUUCCAUCCCGAAUUGUUGAGGCUGGUGUCUCUUCUAUUGUGUGUGGAUCGUCGUUUUUUUUUUUUUUAAUGGGACGAUCGUGUUUGUGUCGUUUGUUCGCGUUCGUUGGGGUUCCGUUCCGUUCCGGCUGGAUCGGUUUUCAUUCAAGCGCUUGUAUGUAACGAACUUUGUGUUGUACAUACCGAGGAGGAGGAGGAGGAGGAGUGCGCGUUCGUUUCGUAACGUUACGCUACGGUGAUCACGAGCUGCUGCUGCAAAGUUUUCGGGUGUGCGUUACCUGAUUGGAUGUGUUCUGGUGUUGUUGCCGAGUGUGGGUUGUCCAUCCAGGAACCGAAACGGACAGGUUGCAGUGAUCAAUCGGAUAAUUUCGGGACUCGACUGGCUGAAGCAUUGCGGAGCCACGUUAAUUGUAGCUGUAGUUUACGAGUUGAGUGCGCCGGGCUGCUGUGAAACAAUUGCUUUCCGAAUCGUAAAUUGUUUUCCCCAAACAGCUGUGUGCAUUGUUAAGUCGUGUGUAGCUACAUGGUGAGAAAAAAAUAAAUAAACCGCAAGGUUAUGGGCCCCUUUUCUCUGUUGGUUGUUAAUGCCCCUUGGCUUGCACGGUGCUGUUUCGUUAGGCUGUUAUUGAUGUAUUGUUAUCGUUAAUAGAUAAAGGAGGAAAGAUGAAGCAGACUUAACGCUACGGAAAGCAGUUAGGGAGAUAACGCAAAAUUCACUCCGUCUCCGGAGCCGUGAGCUUCUUCUGAGAGUGAGAUGAGAAAAUUAGAUGAUUGCCAUUAAUUAAAUUAGUGAUUGUGUGAAAAUCGGGCCGCUCGUCCAAUUUGAAUUGUUCGUGAAGAGAGCAGCAGUGUGAGCAGGCAAAAAGUGCAUUGGGAGGGAAGCAACUCGUAAAACCGUAAACGAUCCGUCGGUGUUCGGAACGGGUAGGGUAGUGACGACGGUGAGGAGUUUCGCCGCCGUCGAUGCAUGGAGGAGCAUCGUCGAGAUCAAUGGCCUGUAUCGAAAUCAUCCUAGUCAAAGAAGAUGCAAUCUUCUGGUGGUGCUGAACUUCGACAUGGACGACGGGGCAAAGUGAUGACGAUAAUGAGCUGCUCAUGAAGCGGAGGUUUACACACUAAAUACAUACUCUGGCGCACACACGCACGCUAAUUGGGAUGUUUUAUUUUUGGUGAAGAUUUCCGUUACGAGCUGAAAGCAAAAGCAGAAGAAAGUUGGCAAAUUUUUUGUGCUGGUAAUUGGUGUCGUGUACCUAGGGGCUAGUGUGUGUCGGAAGAUCUGUGUGGAAGAGUUUCCGGGUGCGGCGAGCUAAGUGAUUGUGAUUUUUCUCGAAAUAGAGUGCAGUGUUUGGGAAGCGAUUUUUGGAUAAUUCACCGCAGCGGAAAAGAUUUCAUCGUUGGAGUUAUCGAGACACGCCGAGGGGUCGGCAACUGCACGUGGAUGUGAUUUCUGAAUGAGUGACUUGUGCACACUGGGUUCGCACCCUGGUAUGGAGUGUGUGCCACUGAGAUCUCCAGCAGACCCGUAUCACUAUCAUCACGUCACCGAUCAAACAAAGUCACUACAGGAAUUGCAGAAUGAAGUCGGCGCUCUGUUGGAAUUCCGCGAUCUGGUUAUCGAGACCUUUCCCGACCUUAAAACAAAGAUGGCAUCGUCCGCUGCCAACAGCACACUCACCGGCAUCCCGUCGUCAUCGCUGGCAUCCAGACGCGAGUGGGAGCCCGGGAUACGGUCCCGGCGGAAACUGACCUACAAGGAGUCUACGUCGGUGGCGUCAUCGGCGGCGGCAGCAGUGGCAGCGGCAGCGACCGCAGUAGCGUCGUCGUCCUCGUCCGCCGAGCUCCACCAGCACUCGUCGUCGUCGCUGAUCCGCAGCAGAAGCAACUCGCACAGCGGCAAAAAGGAACCAAAGAGCGGUGAGGGCAACAACGGUAGCGUCGUGAUACAGGACUCGGGCUUCUCGACCGAGACGUCCUCGUCCAAGGAGACACACAGUGCCUCGUCGACGACGGGUGGCGCCACCAACAGCGGUGGCAGUAGCAGCGGCAGCGGUGGCCUCGUCGGGCAGGGAACUAUCGUAUCCAAUACGCCCAAUCGACUAACUGUAGAUACCGAAGAUGAACUGUGGAACUUACUAGAUGUGAUACAUAGGAAAAGCAAUCGACUUCGGGAGGAGGUGGAUGCGCUGCAGCAGCUGGAGCGGGAAAAGUAUCGAACGAAUCAGCUGAACAACAGCAGCAACAGCAACAGUAACAACAACAACAACAAUAACAUCAAUAAUCACACGACCGUCGUUAGCAGUACUAGUAAUAUUAAUAAUAUCGUUAAUCAUAGCAGUAGUAGUAGAAGUAGUAGUGGUAGUAGUGGCAGUAGCGGCAACCUUCCUCAAACGCAUCAGCCGCCGGGCGUUCGGAGUGCCAACGGUUCGGUCGUCGCCGUCGGUGGCGGUGGCAGCCUAGCGAAAACCUUUCAAAAUCAGCUUCUAGUGGACAUUGUAAAUAAGGAUGAUGUACAAAUUCUGCGGAAGGAACGGGAUCGACUGUUUGACAAGCUGUCCGAGUUCGAGACGGAAGCGAUCGCUAGUCGGAUACGGACCUCGAAGAUGCAGGACGAGGUCGACGCGCUGGCACUAGCCAAGCGUGAACUGGAAGACCAACUCAAAGCGGCCCUAAGUCAGAAGCUAGAACUUAACAGUAGGAUUCAUGAUCUCCAUCAGCAGUUUGCGAACAAGAGUGCGCCUAGUUCUCCGGAUUCCAUCAAAAGUCGGCACCAGUUGACGCCGGGUCUGCGGAAGCAUUCGUCAUCGGAUUCCACCACCAGUACCAUCAUCGUCACACCUUCCUCCCAUCUAUCGACGUCCCCGUCGUCCGGUAGCCAAUCGACGACGCCGGCUACGCAUCUACUUAAGCCGCGCUUUAGUCAAUCGAGCUUCGCGCCCGUCAAGAGCGUUAGCAGUAGCAGCAACAACAGCAACAGUAGUAAUACGAAAGUUCCCGUUCCGACGGUUCCGUCGGCUGUGAUAGCGGCAAGUGCCGUCGAACUGCAGCAGGAGGAGAUCGCCGAGCUGGGCAAGCUGGACGGACUGGUGAGUUCGCCGGCGCGGCUCAGCAAGGUGCGCAUGACUGAUUCGAAAAAGAUUGCCGCCAUCCUGCUGGAGACGAACAUUGUCGAACUGCAGCGACAUCUGCUGACCAUUACGGUGCAGAACCAGGUUCUACAACAGCGGCUGGACCAUGCGACUCGGUCACGGAUCUUCCUCAGCAAGAAGCUGGACAAAUCGAAGGAGGACAUGGACGAUCUCAAGUUUAAGCUCGAAGAGAAAACCAUCGAACUGGAGGGUACCAAAGCUCAACUGCGGGUGCUGGAAUCCAAACAGAGCGGUAAGUCCUCCUCGUCGUCCGGUUUCAGCCCGGAGCACCACCAUCACCAUGGCAGCACCACGACGUCACCGUUAAUUACAUCCGCCGGUGCCGCCGCCUCAGCUACCUCCACCAUGCUGAAGGGGCCUACCGCCAGCACCACCUCGGUGGUGGUAACUACUUCGGCCGGUGGUAUCGUCAGCCAUCAGCAUCGAUCCGCCUCUACCUCGGAACUGGCCCAACUGUCGCCAGUUCACCAGCUUCAUCACCAUCAACAGCUGCAGCAGCAGCGGGAUCUGGCGCUAAGGCUGGCCCAGUCUCAGGUUUCCACGCCCAGCAUGAAGGCGAUGACACCGCUGGCCAUGGACGAGAUCCAGCAGCACUCCAGUAGUACCGAGUCGGCGCAGGAUCAGGCCGAGCGGGAUUCACCCGGCCGACUGCAGUGUCCGGAGACUCCACGGAGGAGGCCCAGCAAGAUUCCCCUCGCGGGGACCAAGGGCUACGUGGCGCCCAAACCUCCUUCCGGGAGAAAUUUCAUGGCCUCGCAGCAGCGAGGGGAGAAGAGUUCCCCCUCGCCAUCCGCUUCGUUGACAAACAAGUCACUAAACAAAAGCACCGGUAGUUUGAACAUGAAAUCGACCGGGCCGAGCUCGAUAACCAGUGCUAACAAGGACAAGAAGGACGUGAGUCUGAACCGUCCCGAGUCGGCUCAAAGCUGGCGUCGGGACACAUCUCUCGAAAAAAGCCGUAGUUCCUCAAUUCCGGUCUCCAAAGGAGGUGGUGGUGGUGGCUCGCCGACGGUGGUCAAACCGCCGUCGGUGGUGAGCAGCUCACCGCUUCCGAAGGCGAAACGGGACUCGCUAACGACACGGGUAAAAAAUUUGGACUCGCUUUCGCGGCUCCAGUCGGCGGCAUCGGCCUCGACCGGCAAUCUGAGCAAGUCCAGCUCGAAGAAAGAUCUGAGUUCCAGUUUCACGACCGGACAGCUGCGCGACCGGAAGCAAAGUGCUAGCGCGAUCCGCCGGGUCAGUAGUGCUUCCAUCGGACGGGGCUCCUCGUCGUCUUCGGCGGCCGAGCAGAAUAACAAUAACGGUUCUUCCGCGGGGGCCACGGCCGAUUCCGGCCCGACUGGGGGCAGCGGCUCCGGCGACAGCGGAAAGGCCCGAAGAACGAACACUUUCCGACUGGCCAAACCAACGCUGAUGCCACCGCUAGAAAUCACCUCCAUCGGGCCGAAGUCGCCACGGGGCCGUUAUGCUAGCAAUCUUCCUAUCCCUCGGACACCAACUGCACCGGCCCUGAUCAUAACCUCGUCCUCUCCGGUGGUCCACCAUCCGCCAUGUUCCAGUUCGUCAUCCUCGUCGUCAUCGGCCGGAUCAUCCCCCUCGUCGGUGACCACCAUCACAACGAUCGAGUCGCAUUCAUCUUCCACAGCUGCUCCCUCGCGGGAUCUCAUCGCCGAGUACCUCGCUGCCAAAAGCCGAAGCCAGCAGGCUCCGGCCAUCUUCAAUCCCAAGCUCACGCCAACCGGUUCCGCCGAAGAACAGCAACAGCUGGAACUGGCCUACAAGCAUCCGAUUCUCCUGAUGGACGAAGAGGAGAACGUCGCCUUCUGCAGUGUCGUCUCGAGCAUGGGCAACGAACGGAACCGCGAGGUCGAGGUCAAGUAUAUUGAAGACAACUCGAUGGAACUGCUGGAAGCCAAGGCAGAGGAGAUGGGCGAAGGCGAGAAGGAAUCGUUGAUCGUGCCCAAACCGAAGAUGAUUGCAUUCCACUCGCCGAAGACGAGUCCGGUAAAGGCCGUGGAUGACACCGACGGUAAGUGCCGACUCGUCGGACGGGUCAACCCGAAUAUCCUCAAGACCUGGGAACAGCUGAGCGGCGGCGGAAGUGAGAAGACCUACUGCGAACACAAGCGUAAGAACAGUCUGAUAACGGUGACGUCGUCGGAGAACAGCGGCGGCGAUAAGCAAAGCUGCCUGAUCUACUACCGCAAUCCGUACGAAAUCGAGCCGGACGAGGAAGCGAACGGCUUCCGGGUGAUGAAGAUCCGACACCGGGAGUCGGUGAGCGAGAGCUCGACGACGGUUGCCGACGAGGAACAGCAGGAGGCGGCACAGACGACGAUUUCGCUGGCGACGUCCACCGCGACCACCACGACGACGACCAGCUCCGAGGGUUGUUACGAUUUCUACGACAGCAUCGAUGAUAGCAGCAGUAACCGGAUGAUGGUGUGUGGCAGGAUGGAAGUGGACGAGGACGAGGACGAGGAGGACGAGGAGGAGUAUGCGCUGGCGGCCGGGGAAGGACUGGCCGAUUUUACCUCGCUGGAUCGGAAAAAGCUGAUGUGGUCGAUCGAUGUGGAAUGAGAGUUGAA